Strigops habroptila (Kakapo) is the source of this 4921-nucleotide messenger RNA. It is a transcript of the gene MST1R, whose product is annotated as macrophage stimulating 1 receptor. The transcript has 19 exons. The coding region runs from base 85 to 4494 and encodes 1469 amino acids. Gene Ontology annotation, molecular function: ATP binding; protein binding; transmembrane receptor protein tyrosine kinase activity. Lineage: Eukaryota; Metazoa; Chordata; Aves; Psittaciformes; Psittacidae. The record is from RefSeq and is a predicted model, not a curated record. Gene Ontology annotation, cellular component: signaling receptor complex. Gene Ontology annotation, biological process: cell migration; multicellular organism development; cell surface receptor protein tyrosine kinase signaling pathway.
CGAUGGUGACCCAUGUUCCGUGUGUCCUGACCGCACCAACUGUUGAGCACCAUCGAUAACCCCACACCGGUGGCACCGCACAGCAUGGGGCUGUUGUGGUGCAUGUGUCUCUUGCUGGUGCUCACCCAGGCCUCGCUGGGCACUGGUGCCUGGCAGUGUCCCCGCAUCCCUUACAGCUCCACCAGGAACUUCUCCGUCCCCUACACGCUGCCCAGCCUCGAUGCUGGCAGCCCCGUGCAGAACGUCGCCGUCUUCACCGACCCCACUGGCCCAGCUGCCCUCUUCGUGGCCAUCCGCAACCGCAUCCUGCUGGUGAGCCCCGAGCUGCGCCUCCUCUCCAUGCUCAUCACCGGCCCCGUGGGCAGCGCCGAGUGUGAGAUCUGCCGCCUGUGCCCGGCUGCUGUGGACAGCCCCGAGCACACAGACAAUGUCCUGCUGCUGCUGGACCCGCUGGAGCCAUGGCUGUACAGCUGCGGCACAGCGCAGCACGGGCUGUGCUACCAGCACCAGCUGGAGGUGCAGGAUGGCGAGGUGACCAUCUCAACCACGCAUUGCCUGUACUCAGCCACAGGCAACAGCCCCGCAUCCUGCCCUGACUGUGUGGCCAGCCCCCUGGGGACCAGUGCCACCGUGGUGGCCACUUCCUACGCUUCUUUCUUCUACCUCGGCUCCACCAUCAACAGCAGCGUGGCGGCGCGGUACAGCCCGCAGUCAGUGUCCGUCCGCAGGCUGAAGGGCACCUUGGAUGGGUUUUCGGAUGACUUCCAGUGGCUGACGGUGCUGCCGCAGUACCGGGACAACUACACCAUCCACUACGUGCACUCUUUCAUGGAUGGGGACCACGUCUACUUCCUGAUGGUGCAGCCGGAGCGGCCAGGCUCGGCGGUGUACCACACGCGCCUGGCGCGGCUCAGCACCCACGAGCGCAACCUCCGCCACUACCGCGAGCUCGUCCUCGACUGCCGCUUCGAGUCCAAGCGGCGGCGGCGGCGGCGCAGCAGCGAGGAGGGAGUUGAGCGGGACGUCGCCUACAACGUGCUGCAGGCAGCGCACACUGCCCGCCCCGGCGCGCGCCUGGCCCGCGACCUCGGCAUCAACGACACUGACACGGUGCUCUUCGGUGCCUUUGCCGAGAGCCACACGGAGAGCCGGGUGCCGCGAGCGGACUCGGCUGUCUGUGCCUUCCCCCUGCGCCUGCUCAACCAGGCCAUGGAGGAGGGCAUGGAGAAGUGCUGCGGCACCGGGCACCAGCCGCUGCUGCGGGGGCUCAGCUUCUUCCAGCCGGUGGAGUACUGCCCGCACAACGUAAACCUCUCGGCACCAGUGGCCAACACCAGCUGCUGGGACAAGCCCACCCUUGUCCCUGCCGCCUCCCAUAAGGUGGACCUGUUCAACGGGCAGCUGGCCGGCGUCCUCCUCACCUCCAUCUUCGUCACCGCGCUGGGGGACGUCACCGUGGCUCACCUGGGCACAGCGGAGGGACGGGUAUUCCAGAUGGUGCUCCAGCGCUCCAGCUCCUACCUCCUCACAUUGGCCAACUUCUCCCUGGGGGAGCCAGGGCCAGUGUGGGGAGCCAUGGGGCUGCACAACCACUCGCUGUUCUUCGCUGCCGGCACCAAGGUUUGGCACCUGAACGUCACUGGCCCCGGCUGCCGCCACUUCUCCACGUGCCAGCGCUGCCUGCGCGCCGAGCGCUUCAUGGGCUGCGGCUGGUGCAGCGACGGCUGCACGCACCAGCACGAGUGCCACGGGCCGUGGGUCCAGGACAGCUGCCCACCCGUCCUCACUGACUUCCACCCUCGGAGCGCCCCGCUGCGGGGCCGGACGCGGGUGACGCUGUGCGGAAUGACUUUCCGCUCCCGCCCGGACCCCGACCCCUGCCGCAGCGCCCCCGGAACUUGCCGGGUGACGGUGGGACAGCGAGGCUGCACUGUGCUGCCAGAGGAGAGCAAGAGCCACAGACCCCUGCCCGCCUACCGCCGUAAGGACUUUGUGGAUGUGCUGGUGUGCGAGCUGGAGCCGGGCGGCCCGACAGCAGCAGAGGGCCCUGCUGAUGUGGUGCUCACCGUGGAGGAACCCGCUGGACUCUCUGGCUUCCGUGUCCAUGGCUCUGCCACCCUUGGGGGCUUCCUCUUCGUGGAGCCCCGAGUCAGUGUCCUGCACCCCCCAUUUGGCCCCCAGGGGGGUGGCACCACCCUCUCGCUCCACGGCACCCACCUCUUGGCAGGGAGCAGCUGGCAGGUGAUGGUCAAUGGCUCCGCGUGCCCUGUGGCCGGGCAGCCCAGCCACAGCCGCCGUGUCCUCAGGCAGGGUGACGGGGCCAUUCGGUGCACGACUCCUGCUGCCGGUGGCCUGGGCUCAGCCUGGGUGUCCCUGUGGAUCGAUGGGGAGGAGUUCUCGGCGCCCUUGCCCUUCCAGUAUCGCCCCGACCCCUCUGUUUCGGCCAUCGUUCCCAGCUGCAGCUAUGAGGGCUCGAUGCUCACCAUCAUCGGCACCCACCUGGACUCAGUGUAUCGUGCCAAGAUCCGCUUCGAAGCCAGCAGCGUGAGGACCAAACCCGCAGAGUGCGAGAGCCCGCUGUUGCCAACGCGGGUGCUGUGCCGCAGCCCAGCAUUCCCCUUCGAGAGCAAGGUGGAGAUGACGCCGGGGAACCUGAGUGUGCUGCUGGACGGUGCCACCGGCCGCUGGCUCUUCCGCCUCCUCUACUACCCCCGGCCCAAGGUCUUCCCCUUGGAGCAGGAGGGUGGGCACCUCCACCUCAAGCCUGGUGACGAUGAGAUCAAAGUGCACCAAUUGGGGCUGGAUGCCGUGACCACCUGCAUGAACAUCACCAUGAUGGUGGGGGGCCGGGACUGUCACCCCAACGUGCUGAAGAACGAGGUGACGUGCCGCCUGCCCCGCGAGCUGCGCCUGCCCCAGGCUGGGGCCCCCGUGGAGGUAGGCACCCCCUGGGUGGGCCACCUCCCCCCAAGUGUCCCCCAUUGCGACCCCGCUGAGCCCGUGCUCCCCCAGAUCUGUGUGAACAGCGCCUGCGAGGCGCUGGGCUGGGUGCUGUCCCCUGCCGCCUCGCUGGACCUGGCCUCCAGCCUGGCCCUGGGCACCAGUGUCACCCUCCUGGUCUGCGGCAUCCUGGCUGCCGUGCUGCUCCGCUGGCGCUGGAGGAAGAGGAGGGGGCCGGAGAACCUGGAGCUGCUGGUGCAUCCCGGCCGCAGUGACCCUCCCGCCACCACCCAGCGCUCCGGCGUCGACUACAGGGAGGUGCUGGUGCUGCCCACAGCAGGCAGUCCCGGCCCAGUGCUGGCCCGGGCACGGUUCACCAGUGCCGGUGCUGGUGCCGGUGCUGGUGCCAGUGCUGGUGUGGGUACUGGUGCGGGUGUGGCGGCCGGCGGCUCCCCCGUGCCCCUGCUCAGGGCCACAUCCUGCUGCCUGGAGGACCUGCGGCCGGAGCUGCUGGAGGAAGUGAAGGACAUCCUCAUCCCCGAGGAGCGGCUCGUCACCCACCGCCACCAGGUCAUCGGCAAAGGACACUUUGGCAGUGUCUACCAUGGCACCUACUCGGACCCGCUGCUGGGAGACCUCCACUGUGCCGUCAAGUCCCUGCACCGCAUCACGGACUUGGAGGAGGUGGAGGAGUUCCUGCGCGAGGGCAUCCUCAUGAAGAGCUUCCACCACCCCCAGGUGCUCUCACUGCUGGGGGUGUGCCUGCCUCGCCACGGGCUGCCCCUCGUCGUCCUGCCCUACAUGCGCCACGGGGACCUGCGCCACUUCAUCCGCACACAGGCGCGGAGCCCGACGGUGAAGGAGCUCAUCGGCUUUGGGCUGCAGGUGGCCCUGGGCAUGGAGUACCUGGCCCAGAAAAAGUUUGUGCAUCGGGACCUGGCAGCCAGGAACUGCAUGCUGGAUGAGACGCUGACGGUGAAGGUGGCUGACUUCGGGCUGGCACGGGACGUGUUCGGCAAGGAGUACUACAGUGUCCGGCGGCACCGCCACGCCAAGCUGCCCGUCAAGUGGAUGGCGCUGGAGAGCCUCCAGACCCAAAAAUUCACCACCAAGUCGGAUGUGUGGUCCUUUGGGGUACUCAUGUGGGAGCUGCUGACACGGGGAGCAUCGCCGUACCCUGGGGUGGACCCCUACGACAUGACCCGCUACCUGCAGCGGGGGAGACGCCUGCCACAGCCCCAGCACUGCCCCGACACCCUGUACGGGGUGAUGCUGAGCUGCUGGGCACCGGCACCUGAGGAGAGACCGUCCUUCACCGGGCUGGUGGGUGAGCUGAAGCGUGUCCUGGCCGCGCUGGAGGGUGAGCUCUACGUCAACCUGGCUGUCACCUAUGUGAACCUGGAGCGUGGCCCCCCUUUCCCUCCUGCCCCUCUGGGGCUGUUGCCUGAUGGUGAGGAUGAGGAUGAGGAUAGCGAGGAAGAGGAGGAGGAAGAGGAAGAAGAAGAGGAGAAAGAGAAAGAGGAGGAAGAAGAGGAGGACACAGCCGUGUGCUGAUGGGAUGCCCUGCACUGUGGGGGGCACCGGACCCCCAUACACUGUGGGCACGCUUCCCCUAGGAGGGAUGCAGCGUGCAGCCGGGUGCUAUGGGGCACUCUCCCUAUGGGACAGGUGCUGGGAGGCAGCUGAGUGCUGUGGGGUGCUCUCCCAUGCCUCACACCCAGACCCUGCCAGAUGCUCCCCAGGCUUGACACUACAACACAGGGUGCGAUGGGGCUCAGUCCUGCACUGGCUAGGUGCUGGGGGCUCAGCCCCACAGUGGCUGGGUGCUGUGUGGUCCCAGUCUCAGCCCCACAAUAGGGAGGCUCUGCUGUGGGGCCCUGGCAGAUUCCAUAGGGUGGCCUGGCCCACCCAUGGGUGCCUUGGGUUUUCCAGCUGCUUGGCUGCUGGAAUGGCUCAUUAAAACCUACUUCUGUUUUUCCCA